UUAACGCGGAAAAAUAUUACAGCGCGUAGUUUUUAGAUUUAUUUUUUUUUGUUUACUGUACGUUUCAUGUUGUUUCAUUUACUUUAAUUUAAAAAAAUGUAGGUAUGGGCAAUAUUUGCUAAGGCUAAUGACACCAAUUAAACUAUUAUUUGAUUAAAAUUGUGUUUGUUAGUGUUAGGACGCUUUUAAAAAGUAAGUUCUUUCAAUUGGGAUUUUCAGAUAAAGUAUGGGUUCUGACGUAAGUGCCCACCACAAAAGUCGAAUAGGUACUUCAUGUGAUGAAGGUAUGGAUCAUAGAUCUAGGAAUAAUUAUCAUGCUCUUCGUUUUCAUCAAGUUCACGGAGACUAUGUCAAACUAUCCAAAAACGGAACAGCUGCUUGGCGCUCUGAAGGUUUUUGCAAAGGACUUGUAUUCAGUGAUCGUCCUGUUAUGAUUCAUGAACGUGUUUAUAUAAAAUUUCUUGACAUUUCAUCUAAUUGGAGUGGUGCUCUUAGAAUUGGAUUUACUAUGAAUGACCCUAUGUCCAUGAAAUCAAAGCUUCCUAAAUAUGCUUGUCCAGAUUUAACUUCUAUUCAUGGAAAUUGGGCCAAAGCAAUUGCUGAGCGCCUCGCAAAAAAAGAUUCAAUUCUGUAUUAUUAUGUUGAUCUCAAUGGAGAUGUUCAUUAUGGCAUAGAUUCUGAAGAGUAUGGUGUGUUUUUUGGAGGUGUUAACACUUCUGGCAAAUUAUGGGCUGUUUUGGAUAUCUAUGGAAACACACUUGGUAUUGAAUUUAUUGAUGGUGCAUCAUUGGAUCAAGAUGCUUCCAGUGAAACAUUUGAUUUAGCUGCUCUUUCAAGAUGUAUUGAGAGUGGAAAUCGUAUCUCUGAUCUUGACAUUUCCAACUUAAAUUUUAAUGUGUCAUUUCAUCAACUCCUUGGCAAAAAUGUUUCUUUGAAGCGAAAUGGAACUACUGUUACAAGGAAAACAGGAUGCCACAACUUUGCAUAUGCAUUUACGUCUCAACCCUUCAGCAUAAAUCAAAAUGUAGUAUUAAAAGUAAUGCAGACAGAUCACUUUCAUGAUGGAUCAUUCAUCUAUGGUAUAACCUCUUGCAAUCCAUCUUCUAUUGAUCCUAGCGAGCUUCCCGAAAUUCCCGAUGAUCUUCUGGAUCGCCCGGAAUAUUGGGUUGUGAAAGAAGACCAUGAUUCUUAUGAAGUGAAUGAUGUUAUUGUUUUUAGAUUCAAUUCUAAAGGUGAAAUAACUGUUACAAAAAACAAUGAAAACAAGCACACAAGUUUUCAUGUUGAUCCCACACAAACUUUGUGGUUAUUUAUUAAUUUAGUUGGAAAAAUAUCAGAAGUAUUUUUCGUUGGUACUUCUGCUAAUGAUGUGGUCGAGGACUUAAGUCAGAACUGUGAAGCCCUUAAUAUCUCACCAUCUUCAAAUGCAGAUGAAACUGCUGCCUCUUCAAGUAAGAGAUCUAAUCGUGAAUGUGUCAUUUGUUACGAAGAAUCUGUAAACUGUGUGAUCUAUCGCUGUGGUCAUAUGUGCAUGUGCUAUGAAUGUGCACUAAAGUUAUGGAAGCCUUCAUCUAAUGAACAAUGUCCUAUAUGCCGUGAAACAAUUCAAGAUAUCAUCAAAAUUUAUUAAAAAUAUUUACUGAAUCAAUUAAAGUCGAAUGGGGAGGUGUUUUGCUGAAAAGUAUUGUUUUUUACUGAAAAAGGCAUUUUAUUUAAAGUAAAAAUGUGCACAAAAACCAGUUUGAAAUGUAAAAUUUGUGUGAUAGUUAAUAACUAAUGAUCUUAUUAUAUGCUGUUUUAAUUUUUAGUAGCUGCAUUUUUGUCAUAUGCAAAUGAAAAUGGAAGUGAUAUCUUUGUGUUAGGUGACAUUCUCCAUUUUCUUUUAAAUGUAAUUUUGUGUAUUUAUUUUGCUUGAGUCACCGGUGAUUAUAGUGUUUGCAUUUGCCUUAAGCUUGGUUCUUAAAUUCAGUCAACUUUAAAACUUGAUUUCAACUACUCAGUUUUGUAGCUCUUAAGUAACAAUGUUUAUAAAAACCACAAUUUCAGGGAUGCCACUGGCGACUAAAAAAGCGACUAUUACUACUAUUUUGAAGUAUAGGCGACUAUUUUAAUCAAACUCUGAGAAAAACUACUAUUUUGCUGUCAGUUGGAAAAAACGGCGACCGUUUUUGGGAAAAUGCGACGAAAUUAGAUAAAAACUCCUUUAUUGUUUUCCAAAGACAAAAUAUUUUUUUACAAAUUGAAAAUUGCUUUACCUCCUACUUUCCCAGGGAAAAAACUGGAACAUUUUGCUGUAUUUAUUUUUUAAGUACAGUCGGCGCUCAUUAUAAUGACCACUUAUUAUAAAGACCGAUCCAUUAUAACGACCAGUGGUAAAAGUCCUAAUUUUGUUAAAAUGAACUCUAUGUUAACUUGCUUCCGGUAUAACGACCAUUCUGCAUCAUCUAAUCCAAUACAGCGACCGAAUUCAGCUAACACUAUUCCUGGUGUUUUUUCCAGUGAUACUAAUAUAUAACUUGAAAUGACCUUUAUUACCGUUUACGGAUUGGAAGAAGGUGAAGAUUACAAAGUGGGUAUCCUGACAGCUUUGCAUCUUUCUAAAACAGCAUGGAAUUCAGAAAAGACCAUCAAGAAUUGUCUCCACCAUGUUGAUCUUAAAAAGCAGAGGAAAAAUGCUUAAAUGAUUUGUCAGGCAAUCCAAGAUGAAAAUUUCGACAAAGAUGAAAUGCUGCAAAAAAUUUCUUUAAAAAAAAACGAAAUUGGUAGAAGUCUUAAACUUUGACUGUUAUACUAAAAAACUGAAAUGGAAAAUUAUGUUUUGCAAAAAUCACAUGGUGCUCAAAAGGAAAGCAACUGUUUCUGAUUUUAUCUUCAGAAAAUAAAUGAUUUGUAAGUACAACAACACAAUUUUUCUAUAUUUUCUACUUAGAAAUGUUUUGUCAUAAUAUUUUACACCCAUAAUUUUAAAAAAAAAUUCCCAUGAUAAAAAAUAAUUUGGGCAUUUUACUAGAAUCUUAAAAAAGUGCCAAUUGUAUUGGAACAACGGAACAUGCAUGAUGCAUGUGUAUAUUUUAAAAAAAUUCUAUCUCUUAUAAUGAUCACUCAUUAUAAAGACCUUUUGCUCUGGCACGGAGAUGGUCGUUAUAUCGAGCGUCGACUGUAUAAGCAUUUUAAAAAGUAGGAAAAUUAGAUAUAAGAAACAUACUCGCUAUCAGAAAUAUCCGACGUUUAAAUUUUUGCACAAAAUAUUUUGUUUUUGCGAUUGCAAUUUUUUCCAAAGGCAUGUUUCUGUGAUCAAGAUUUUUGCAGAAAGUUAAUUUUUGAUACUACUAUUUUUAUUAGCUUUUGUUUGCAUUCUGAAUGAAUGUCAAAAUUAUUUUGCUUUUUAAUUUCUUGUAGCCUUAUUACAUUCAUUCUUUGUAAACUGGAACUAAUUUUAACGCCAUCAGAAAUAUUGCAAAUUUUGACACCUCGUUUCAUUUUAUGAAACAAGUCUUUUACUGUUGUUUUUAAUUUCCAAUCAGACGAUGAGAAAAUUUACCAGAAAGUGUCCGUAUUUGUUUCUUUAGUGGUCCUCUGAAAGGUUUGUUAGUCUCUUUCUUUCCAGAGUUAUUUAUUGAAAAUUGCAUGUGUGUAGGUCUAGCCCCUUGCUUUGCAUGGUCCCGCUUACAUUGCACACCGCCAAAAUAUGUACAUAUUGAAGAAUAGUCGCAUUAAUAUGAUAUAAAUGCUGUCUUCUAAAAAAAGGAGACUAUUUUAGAUACUAUUUUCUGCAUCUGGUAGCUGUUUUGGAGGAGAUUUUUCAUAUUUCAGGCUACUAAAGCUACUAUUUUUAGUAGCAGACCUCAGUGGCAGCCCUACACUUUUAAUUCAUUGCCUUAAAUCUAUUAUUUGUGAUAUGCAUUGAAGUCGUAAAAAAAUAUUUACUUUUCUUUUUUUUUUUUUAAACUUUGAAACUAUGUCAGGUACAAUUUUUCACAAGGGUUUUCAAAGAGCUUUUGUGAAAAUAAAAGUAAUGGGUAUGAUUUACCAUGAAAGGCUGUAGAUACAUUUUUUGAGAUGCUGGCAUCCAAGCUAUCCCUUUUUCAAUUACGUUAAAAUGAAACCAUGUCAUGAAUUGAAUUAGAUCUGUUUUUUAAUCACAUACAAAUGAAAUCGUGUCAUGAAUUGAAUCAGGUGAAGAUAAAUUAGUAACUGUAUUUUAGUUAUAUCAAGGAAAAUGAAAUUUAAAAAAUAUAUAUUUCUGUAAGAUGAAAUAAAUUUUAUUUAUUUA
Uloborus diversus is the source of this 4273-nucleotide messenger RNA. RefSeq names its product protein neuralized-like. Bases 227 to 1630 code for a protein of 467 amino acids. NCBI's taxonomy places the organism in Eukaryota, Metazoa, Arthropoda, Arachnida, Araneae, Uloboridae. Gene Ontology annotation, molecular function: ubiquitin protein ligase activity. The transcript is spliced from 7 exons. The record is from RefSeq and is a predicted model, not a curated record.